Molecule: messenger RNA, 1815 nt
Organism: Amyelois transitella
Lineage: Eukaryota; Metazoa; Arthropoda; Insecta; Lepidoptera; Pyralidae
Product: pickpocket protein 28
Exons: 13
Coding region: 141-1778 (545 amino acids)
Biological process (GO): sodium ion transmembrane transport
Cellular component (GO): membrane
Molecular function (GO): ligand-gated sodium channel activity
Source: RefSeq, a predicted model, not a curated record
UAUUUCAAUUUUAUAAUUGAUUCGAACAUGGAUAUUCAGUCCCUAAUGCCUAAUAUUGGUGCCUGUUGUUCAUAAUUACAAAAGCGACCUAAUGUCUAACCUACACUUAUUAUUUAGAGGUUCAUCGCAACUCAAGAAUAAUGUUGCGACACUCUAGAUCGGGAAGUAUUGGGAAGGGCUCAAACUCCGAGAAUGUUUGCACAAAAGAAGGAUAUUUAAAAGAUAAUCCAACUAAAAAGAAGGAAAACUUUUUCAAAGAAUAUCUCGUAGAUUACUCAAGCAAUUCUAAUCUGCAUGGACUUAGAUACAUCGGAGAAAAGGAACGAACUCAUAUCGAAAGAGUAUUUUGGUUGUUUGCCUUCAUAUGUGGAAGUGUGUUAUGUGCUGGAUUGAUCAUGAAGACUUAUAUGAAGUGGACAUCGACCCCAGUGAUUGUAACUUUUGCUGAGAAAACCACUCCUACUUGGCAGAUUCCUUAUCCUGCAAUAACCAUGUGUCUCGAAUCUAAAUCAAGGGCGACGAUUUUCAAUUUCACACAAAAUUAUUAUCUUUACAAUAACUCUUUAGAUCGUGCUAAUAUGACGGAAGAAAAGCGAAAUAUGGUCGAAGAUUUGACUCUGGUUUGUGACGACCACCUGGCCUCUCCAACGGGCAGGGAAUUUAGUGACGGCAGUGAAACCGUUGCCAAUUUGCAAAACGUGACCACAAAUGCGAGUUCAACUUUCUUCGUGUGUAAAUUCAAGGAUCGCACGACGGAAUACUGCGAUACUUUGAACGCUCGUGUCCUCACUGACGAAGGGGUGUGCUUUAGUUUCAAUAUUCUGAGGCCUGAGGAUUUAUUCAGAACUGAGAAUUUACACAAAGAUUACAGUUACAUAGAACAUGAUAUUGAAGCCAAUUCUUGGAGUUUGGAAGACGGAUAUUCGCCUGAUUUGCCACUAGACACUUACCCUUACCGAGGCGCUGGUCACACUGCUAAAGCGGGAGUGGUGUUUUUGAUGCAGACUGACGCAAAAGAUUUAGAUUACCUUUGCAAAGAAUCCAUUCAAGGGUUUAAGAUCUUGGUACACAAUCCAGCAGAGUUUCCCAGGCUGAAUGACAUUUAUUUUCGAGCGUCAUUGAAACAGGAAAUAGUUAUAGCUGUAACUCCCAAGAUGAUAACCACAGCGGAUGGAUUGCGAGAUUAUGACUCUGAGAGGCGACAGUGUUUCUUUUCAGAUGAAAGAUAUUUACGUUACUUCAAAGUGUACACUCAGACGAACUGUGAAUUAGAAUGUUUGACCAACUUCACUUAUUCCCGUUGUGGAUGUGUGCACUUUGGAAUGCCGCAUGAUUCUAGUAUGAAAGUGUGCAAUACAGCAAAGGUGAAGUGUAUGAAAAAUGCUAGAUCGGAAUUUUCGGUAGUGGGAGUAAAGCAAGUUUUAGAACAAAAUUCACAGGAGGAAACCAUAGACGAAGCCGCUCGGUUGGCAGCUAGCUGCAACUGCUUACCCGGGUGCAGCUCUCUGACAUAUGAAGCGGAGACUUCUCAGGCUGAUUAUGACUUUAAGCAGCUCUGUAAGGCUUAUAGAGUCGGAAUUAACGAGGAAGUGGACGAAAAUUUGCUGAUGACCCGACUAUUAGUAUUCUUCAAGGCGCCACAGUUCAUCCAGUACAGACGCUCGGAGCUGUACGGCCAGACAGACUUCCUCGCCAACUGUGGCGGCCUGCUGGGGCUGUUCAUGGGCUUCUCAUUCUUGAGUCUAGCUGAAAUUGUUUACUUUAUAACACUAAGGUAAGCUUAUUUCUUUUUGAAUCUAGUGCGUCAACUGUUCU